UUUUCGGUAAAAACGAGGCUAGGCUAAGCGCGUUUAACGUCUCCUGCCAUCGGGUAGCCUCAAACCACGCCAUCGAUGCAACGCGCCAUCGAUGGGCAGCCAUGAGGCUCGUCCUCUGCUGCGCCGUGGUCGGAGCGGUAAGGCGUCGCGCCGACUGCACGCCGGCGACGUGCGUCGGCGACGACGACACGAACUAUGACCGGGACUUCUUCGGCGACGCGCGCGUCGUGCGCUCGUUCGACGACGAGCGCCGGUAUCUGACGGUCGUCGGCCUCGGCGCGUCCGGGCUCGCGCUCGCGGCGCGGCGCGGUGCGGCGCCGUCGGCCGACGGGCCCGGCACGUACGUCCACGUCGAGACGGGCUGCGACGAUGCGUUCGCGUGCACCGACGCGAAGACGACGCUGUUCCGGGGCCGGUCGGCGGCUCAUAACCUGGCGCUCUGGAGAGACGCGGAUGGCCUCUACGCCCUGGGCGGCCUCGGGAACGCGAAGCAGGGCCUGGAGUUGAGGGGGCCCGUCGCGCCCACGCCCGAGGGCCUCGCGAGCCUCGGGCGCGCCCCGACCAAGGCCACGCUCUUGGGGUCGCACGCCUCGUGCGUAGAUCGGCGGCCGCGGACGGGCACGUUCUGCGAAUUCGACGGGCGCGUGUCGAUGGUGCGCGUCUCCGACAGGGUCGUGGCCUACGCGCGGUCGAAUCUGAUCCGCAACAGGACCCGCGACGGCGGCUUCGGCGGGCGGCACGUCCAGGCGGCGAUCUUGGAAAGUUCUGCGACGUUCGGACCCUUCGCCUCGAUCAACAUCGCGGCCUACGCAACGUGCGUCGAGCCGGGCGACAACAUUUAUUACGCGGCGGUGACCGCGAACCCCGUCGACCCGUCGACGGCGCUGGGCCUCUUCCCCGUCGUCCACAACGCGCCCGGGGGGGACGACGCCUUCGUCGGCCUCGCGCUGACUUGCGACGGCGUCGCCUUCUCGCCCCUGAAACGGCUGCUCAACUCGACGCCGAGUUCGUUGGGCCGGUCCACGGACCACCCGGUCCUCGGCCUCGUUUCCAGGAAUGACAAGGUCUUCUUCUACGUGCAUCGCGGCGUGCACGGGGUCUUUGACGACGAUAAGGAGAUGGAACGACUGCCGCCGUCGCGCGUCGUGCGCUACGCCGUCUCCCUCGAUAGGCUUCGAGCGUACACGGCGUCGACGAAAGCCGCCCUGCCGACGUGCCUCCACAAAAAAAGGACGCAGUCCAUCGACCCGCACGAGUGCUGGCUCGAGUGCGCGCAAAAAACCAGAGACCGCGGCCAGAACUGGAACGAUGCCAUCGUGGACGCCUGCGUCGCCGCCUGCGAGCGGCGGUCGCCCUCGACCUGCGAUAAAAGGGUGCGUCUAUUUGGAGUCGGGGCGAAGAAGACGGGCACGACGUCAUUAAGUGCGGUCUGCCGCCUGUUGGGGCUGCGCGAGAUGGGGCUCCGGGCCAAGGCCCGAGUUUUAGAUGAGAAGCUUCACGUACGCGCCUUGCGGGGCGACCCUCAACCAUUCAUAGACGCUCUUUCUCCCUACGAGUGCUUCCAGGAUUCGCCCUUCACGGACCCCGAGCUCAUCCCGGUCAUCGCAAGGCAUUUCCCGGACGCCAAAUUUGUCCUUACGACGCGAUCGCCCGACGUCUGGGCGGCGUCUUCGUUACGAUGGACGCAGCUCCGGAGCCGCGCCUACGCGCCGUACGCCGACCACUUCUGGGCGGCUAUGGGCUUCCGCGGGACGCCUUCUCGCGACGAGGCCGCGGGUUUACUCGCGAAGCACGAUGCUCGUGUGAGAGCAUUGACCGACGUCCUUGAGCUGGACUUCUCUACCGAAAAGUCGGAGACGUUCUGGCCGAAGGUCUGCGCCUUCGUCCAUGCUUCGAGGUGUCCCUUGGAUCAACCGGUCCCGCGCGUCGUCCCCAAGGGGGGCGCGCGCGACGGCCAGCCCAGUUAAAAAACAUGUUGC
This is a messenger RNA of Pelagomonas calceolata, 1979 nucleotides long. The record is from the annotation of a GenBank genome assembly. NCBI's taxonomy places the organism in Eukaryota, Pelagophyceae, Pelagomonadales, Pelagomonadaceae.